GGUUCACGGAAGACAUCUCGACCGGCGCGGGCGGUUUUUGAUUUACUGUAGCCACCCGAUACUAUUAUUGUCGCUAAACAGAUCACAAAGUUUAUAAGUUAUAUAUUUAUAACCAUUACCACUAAGUAGCCGUCUCGGGUAGUGGGAAAAGAAGCGGCCGUUUGGGAAAGUGUUAAACAAUGCCCAGUAGCACAUCUUUGUUGGAAACCGAGGAAACGGAGCCGGAGAUCCCGCCGCUGGUACAGGCAUUUGCCGGCGUAGGCCUCGAUGACCACGGCGCGCAGAGGCAGACAGAACCGCAGGAGCCCCUUCUGCAUUCGCGCCCGGCCUCCCACUUCAGCCUGCUUGGCACCGUCCUGGACCUUCAGCCUCUGCCGCUCCGCAAGCCGCCGUUAGAGGAGGAGGAGGAGGAGGACGUGGAAGAGGCAGAUGAGGCGGUCAUAGCGGAAGAGUCGGAUUCCAGCACCACGCUGCUAGCGCAGGCCCAGGUCCCCGCGCUGGGCUCGGUCAUGCUGCCCGGAAUGGAGGCCCCGGAGACGGUCCUGCUGUACAGCGGCGGGCUCGAGGACCCGACGGCGCAGCAGGUCCCCGGGAUGAUGAUGUUACCGUCCGGGUACGGGGAGCCGGGGUUCGAGAUCGAGCAGCCGCCGCUCGCCCGGAGGAAGAGCGUCAACACCACGGAGUGCGUGGCGGUGCCUAGCUCCGAGCACGUAGCUGAGAUAGUCGGUAGGCAGGGCUGUAAGAUAAAAGCGCUGCGGGCAAAGACCAACACCUACAUCAAGACCCCGGUGCGUGGGGAGCAGCCGGUGUUUGUGGUGACAGGGCGCAAGGAGGACGUGGCCAUGGCCAAGCGGGAGAUCCUGUCUGCAGCCGAGCACUUCUCCCUCAUCCGGGCCUCCCGCAACAAGGCAGGGCCUCUGACGGGGGCGGGGCCGGGUCUCCCGGGCGCCCCUGCCCUGGCAGGCCAGACCACCAUCCAGGUGCGGGUGCCGUACCGCGUGGUGGGGCUGGUGGUGGGGCCCAAGGGCGCCACCAUCAAGCGCAUCCAGCAGCAGACGCACACAUACAUCGUGACGCCGAGCCGCGACAAGGAGCCCGUGUUCGAGGUGACAGGCAUGCCGGAGAACGUGGACCGCGCCCGCGAAGAGAUCGAGGCGCACAUCGCCCUGCGCACUGGUGGCUCAGCCGAGGCAGCUGCCGACGACAACGACUUCCACCACAACGGGACGGACGUCAGCUUUGAGGGGGCAGUGCCCGUCGUCGGGAGCGGGGUCGCCUGCGUGCGCAUGACGCCCAGCUACCGCAACGACAGCUCGAGCUCGCUGGGCAGCGGCUCCAGCGACUCCUACUACGGGGGCCGCGUGGCCGACUACAGCCCCGGCAGCCCCUUCAACAAUAACAACAACAACAACGGCGGGGGCAGCUUCUGGUUCGGGGAGACCCUGCUUCCUCUGGGCUCUGAUGACGUGGCGGCACUGGAGCCGGCAGGUUUUGAGGCCCUGGCGGUGGCCCCCGGCCCCGCCCCCCACCCGGUCCUGUGGAGCCCCUUCGAGCAGGGCGUCCCGCUCUUUGAAGGCCGUGGCCACGCCGCCCUGCAACAGGACAGCCAGCCGGGCACCCCGCGCCUCUCCCCCACCUUCCAUGAGGGCCUGGAGCACCCGGCGGCGCGCCGCUUCCCGGCCUAUGGCCCCGCCCUCUCGUCGUCUGGCGACAGCACCGCCUCCAGCUCUCCCCCGGACUCGGCCGGCUCCGGGGGCGCCUACCGCGGCCGACAGGACUGUGUCCGCUGCCUGGAGAGCGAGAUCACCGCCGCCCUGGUCCCCUGCGGCCACAACUACUUCUGCAUGGAGUGCGCCAGCCGCAUCUGCCAGAGCCCCGAGGCCAUCUGCCCGGUGUGCCAGACACCCGUCACCCAGGCCAUCCGUCUGCGCAACAUGUGAACUGCCCAAAAUG
This is a messenger RNA of Megalops cyprinoides (Indo-Pacific tarpon), 1953 nucleotides long. RefSeq names its product RNA-binding protein MEX3B. The transcript is spliced from 2 exons. Gene Ontology annotation, molecular function: RNA binding. The record is from RefSeq and is a predicted model, not a curated record. NCBI's taxonomy places the organism in Eukaryota, Metazoa, Chordata, Actinopteri, Elopiformes, Megalopidae. The coding region runs from base 180 to 1940 and encodes 586 amino acids.